Messenger RNA from Racocetra persica, 855 nucleotides. The record is from the annotation of a GenBank genome assembly. NCBI's taxonomy places the organism in Eukaryota, Fungi, Glomeromycota, Glomeromycetes, Diversisporales, Gigasporaceae.
GAUGAACCUCUUCCUUAUGCUUUUUCGGUUGAUGGUAUAGAAAUUUCAACCUCACUUCAUAAAGAUAUCAUUCAAGGACUUAAAAAAUCAACAGAAGAUGUGAUAAAGAUCGUGUACCAACCACAAGCAAUCUUUAAAGUUAGAGCGGUGACUAGGUGUAGCUCUACUUUAAAUGGACAUAAAGACGCAAUGGUUUAUACAAAUACUGAGAGAUCGAUCUGUAUUGGAGUUUUGGCUCUUCAAGGGGCCUUUCUAGAGCACAUACAUAUACUUCAACGUAUUCCACAAGUUUCGCGAGUAGUUCCUGUGCGUACUGCUGAACAACUUGAUUCAGUUGAUGCCUUGAUAGUACCUGGUGGAGAAUCUACGGCUAUUUCCCUAGUGGCUGAACGUUCUGGGUUAAUUGAACCUUUACGUAAAUUUGUACGCUCAAAGCCUACGUGGGGAACCUGUGCUGGGAUGAUCUUAUUGGCUAACAAGGCCAAUAGGACUAAAAAAGGAGGUCAAAGUUUAAUAGGUGGAUUGGAUAUAACCGUUAAUAGGAAUGAGUUUGGAAGUCAGAUCGACUCUUUCGAAUCUGCUAUUCAAAUUAAUCAUAUCACAAGCUCAUCCAGUGAUCUUUUCCCAGCAGUAUUUAUUCGUGCACCCAUAAUUUCAUCCAUCAAUUCACCUGAUGUAGAAGUCUUGGCUCGACUGCAGUGUUCUACUGGAGAAACGGAUGUAUCUGCAAUUGUAGCCGUUAAGCAGGGUCAUCUAUUAGCAACAGCUUUUCAUCCUGAAUUGACUAAUGAUGAUCGGAUACAUGGAUUUUUUGUAAAAGUUGCAAUCGAUUUUUUGAAUGAAAAAAAAAGUUAA